CUGGUCUCUCUGAGGGGAAGGCUCGACGGGUCGCGUGUAUCGUCACAUCCGGUUGCCGGAAGAGGCGUCUGUUCCCAUUCAGGCAGCGAAGUCCGAACGGUAGCGGCAGCUGCAGAAGAGGCUAGGCCGAAGCCGCCGGGAUGGAGGACAGCGAAUGGCGUAGCAACAACUUCAGGCAGAAGCUGGUUAGCCAGAUAGAAGAAGCAAUGAGGAAAGCUGGAGUAGCUCAUAAUAAAACCAGUAAAGACAUGGAGAACCAUGUGUACAUGAAGGCCAAAACACGGGAAGAAUAUCUUUCCCUCGUGGCAAGACUCAUUAUCCAUUUUCGGGAUAUUCAUAACAAGAAGUCCCAGACCUCUGAUCCUAUGAAUGCACUACAGAAUUUAACAGGUGGACCACCCACAGGAACAGCAGGCAUGGGAAUGACUUCACGCCCUCAGGGAGCACCCAUGGGAGGCAUGACUGGACUUGGUCCAAUGGGACAGCAAAUAAACCUCCCAGGACAGCAGCAGCCUCCUGGAACAGCUGGGAUAGCCACACAUGGCAUUCCAGGCAUGCCUACAACUACACAACAAACUCAGCUUCAGCUCCAGCAGAUGGCACAACAGCAGUUCCCAGUCCAGCAGCAGCAGGCUUUGCAGCAGCAACAGCAGCAGCAGUUUCAGGCCCAGCAGAAUGCCCUGCAACAGCAGUUCCAGGCUCAGCAGCAGGCUGCAGCAAUGGUACAGCAGCACCAAAUGCAAGCAGUCCAGCAGCAGCAACAACAACAGCAGCACUUGCUGAAAAUGCAGUUGCAGCAACAAAGUCAACAGCAGAUGCAACAGCAGCAUCAACUACAGCGAAUUGCUCAGAUGCAGCAAAUACAGCAGCAGGCAGCUCAAGCUAUCCAGGCUCAGCAGCAGCAACAGCAGCAGCAACAACAACAACAGCAGCAGCAGCAACAGCAGCAGGCAAUGCAACAGCAGAUGCAACAACAGCCACAGCAGCAACAAGUGGCACAAGCUCAGCUGUCUCAGCUUCCACCACAGCCAAUGGUGUCUCAGGCACAGACAGUCCCAGGGCAGAUUCCUAGUCAGGUCAUGCCUCUAACACCACAGCAGUUAAAAGUCAUACAUGAAGUCAGGUGGAUGUUUGGAAGCCUCAGGUGGCUAGAUUUCUGCAGAACGUGGUGCUUUAUUUUGUUUCUCAAGGUAAGAAAUCAGCAGCAGCUACAGCAACAACAGCAGCAGCAACAGCAACAACAGGCAGCUGCUCAGGCCCAGGCUGCUCAGAUGGGAGCAUCAGGACAGAUGAUCACCGCAACUAUGGCCCGAGGUGGGAUGCAAAUAAGACCACGGUUCCCGCCUGCCACCGCAGUAUCUGCCACGCCUCCAAGCACCAUUCCUUUGGGUGGACAGCAAAUGCCUCAGAUCAGCUUCUGGAAACAUGGAACUUCAGUCAACAGCCUUCUUGCGGAAGAGAUACAGAAGGAGUUCAUAGCUCACAUGAAUGGACUAUGUGUCAGCCAAAGUAGCAUCACCAUGAUGUCCUCUCCUUCACCAGUCCAGCAAGCUCAGACAUCCCAGCCAAUGCUUCCCCCACCUCAGCCGCAACCCUCUCCCCAGCCAGGACAGCCGACUUCCCAGCCCAACUCCAAUGUCAGCUCUGGUCCAGCCCCAUCUCCCAGCAGUUUCCUCCCCAGUCCAUCUCCGCAGCCUUCCCAGAGUCCAGCAGCUGCACGAACACCACAAAACUUCAGCGUUCCUUCUCCGCUCAAUACACCAGGCAACCCCAACUCGGUCAUGAGCCCAGCCAGUUCCAGCCAGUCAGAGGAGCAGCAGUAUCUAGAGAAACUCAAGCAGCUGUCCAAGUAUAUCGAGCCUCUCCGAAGGAUGAUCAACAAAAUAGAUAAGAAUGAAGACAGGAAGAAGGAUCUCAGUAAGAUGAAAAGCCUUCUGGAUAUUCUGACUGAUCCUUCCAAACGCUGUCCUCUGAAGACUUUGCAAAAAUGUGAAAUUGCUCUGGAGAAGCUCAAGAAUGACAUGGCUGUGCCCACCCCCCCACCCCCUACAGUGCCUCCCACCAAACAGCAGUACCUGUGCCAACCUUUGCUCGAUGCAGUCCUGGCAAAUAUCCGCUCCCCUGUAUUCAAUCAUUCCCUCUACCGGACCUUCAUGCCAGCUAUGACAGCUAUCCAUGGUCCACCUAUCACGGCUCCAAUAACUUCCCCUCGGAAGCGAAAGUACGAAGAGGAUGAAAGACAAACUAUACCGAAUGUAUUACAAGGAGAGGUUGCUAGACUGAACCCCAAGUUCUUGGUAAAUCUGGACCCCUCCCACUGCAGCAAUAAUGGCACAGUCCACCUCAUAUGCAAGUUAGAUGAUAAGAACCUUCCAAAUGUUCCACCACUGCAGCUCAGUGUCCCAGCUGAUUAUCCAGAUCAGAGCCCCCUAUGGAUUGAUAACCAUCAACAAUAUGAAGCAAACCCCUUCUUGCAAUCAGUGCAUCGCUACAUGAUGUCCAAAUUGCUGCAGCUUCCUGACAAACACUCGGUCACAGCGCUCCUCAACACCUGGGCACAGAGUAUCCGCCAAGCCUGCCUGUCCGCUGCCUAACAUCAUGUCCCCUUGCUGGACCACAACUGGAAGAACCACAGAAGCAGAAGCCUUAACUCAUAUUUGUUUGCUAGGAGCCAGGCUUCAUAAAGAGGGUCUGGUGUUAGGUUUAGCUCUUGUGUUCUUUGCCAGUGGCUGGAUGCAUAUGAUGGAUUUGUCAAGGGUAUCAAGAUGGAGAUGUCAGCAGAUUUUCUUUUUUAAAAAACCCAUCUUCUUAGAGAAGAAUUUGUGUAGACUUCUGUCACGGAGUCUUACUGCUAUAGGAAAAGGACAGUGUCCUUCAGGCUUCGUCCAGUGCCAGAUGUUAUGUUACACGUAUCCUCACCUGAGGUUGCCUACAGAGGGGCAAAACCAUUGAGCUGGUGCUGUUCAAACAGAUGAUUGAUGAAGCAGGUAAGCCUUCCCUGUUCUCCCAUGCAGCUCAGGUUAUGGUUGAAAGUGUUACUGGUUCACCUUAGGUUCAGCAUGGCAGUAACUGACUUGCGUUGUGGGUGCUUAGGGUGAGAGAAGCAGCUUCACUGAGCACUGGGUUUGCAUUCUCCUGCCUGUUGCUAGUCUUUGUGGAAUUUCAUUCUUAGAAGUAUUCCUGUUUCCAUGUGCUUCUGCCAUUACCACUGCAGAAGUCUCUGCAAACUGACUGAUUCUCAUCAAAACCAGGAGCGGCUUGCUGUGUCAAUUUGAGGACAUUUUAUAAAUUAUACUUAGUAGACACUGAUUAUAAUAGAAAUAUCAAUAUUGCAUACCUUGAACAACAGUUUUUGUUUUACUGUAAUAAAUGUAUUAUCCCCAUGUUGAA
Heteronotia binoei (common prickly gecko) is the source of this 3390-nucleotide messenger RNA. RefSeq names its product mediator complex subunit 15 (gene MED15). The record is from RefSeq and is a predicted model, not a curated record. Bases 141 to 2594 code for a protein of 817 amino acids. Lineage: Eukaryota; Metazoa; Chordata; Lepidosauria; Squamata; Gekkonidae. The transcript is spliced from 19 exons. Gene Ontology annotation, biological process: regulation of DNA-templated transcription. Gene Ontology annotation, molecular function: transcription coregulator activity.